CUUUGCUGCCGCCCCAGCAACCGGCCGUAAACACUGGCCGCGAGCGUCGCAUGCCACCAUCGCCAGCACCCGAUAGAGAUAGCAACACGAUUCGCUCAAUGUAACGCCCAGAAUGACUACCCUCGCAGCAAACGACCAGGAGAACGCCGUCCGCCAUCUGCACGCCGGCGCGGCGGGAAAGUCGCUCAAUGCCGGCCUCAAGGGCUUCAACGCCAAAACACCCGGAAACAAAGCCCCCAAGACGCCCUUCAAGAUCCCCCUCAACGACGAAAAUGCCGUGGGCAAAGCCGGAAAGUCGGUCCUGCAAACCAAGGGCAAGGGAAACGAGCUCUUUACCACCAACAAGGGCGGCAAGAUCGACCAGAAUGCCUUUGUGACGCCAGCCGGUCCGCGCACGCGCGCGCCGCUGGGCAUGAAGACGACCAACGCCAAAUCCAGGCCCUUUGGAACCCCGGCGCCUCUCUCCUCCGCAAAGACACAAAAGCUCAGCCCUCGCCUGCGCCGCCCAAAAGUCAAGGUCCACCAGCCGGAAGUCGCGCAAGAGUCCGAAGAUGACGUGCCUGAGAUCGAAUACAUGCCCCCCAAGGAGGUCCCUCUGGAAGAUGACAUGGACGAAUACCUACCUAAGAACUGGACCAUGCCCAAGAUCAGUAACGAGGACAUGGUCCGUGGCAUUUGGCAAGCCUAUCACAAUCCAAUUGAGGACGACGGAAGGACCCGUGAGCAGCGCAAGUUUGAGGAGGAGAUAGAGCAGGGCAGGAAGAAGCGUGAUGAGCAGAUGGACAAAAUACUCGCGGCACAGCUGGCCAAGGACGAUGCUGAGACGAGGGAGUACUACGGUAUCAAGGAGCCCAAGAAGGAGGCCCCCAAGGCACCCACUGCCCUCAGGAAGGCGGCCACUGGACCAUCGACUAUGCGAGCCAGAUCUGCCGCUGCCGCACUCUCUCCACCGUCCAAGCCUAGCUACGCUGCCCCCACUGCAGCUGUAAAGUCGCGUGUACCCACUGGACUAGUCGCAGGCAGGAAGGGAGCAAAAACUCCCACGGAGCUCACAGCAUCCCGUCAAGCAUCCGCCGUAGCAGCCUCCAAGAGCACCAUCGGCUACGCCCAAGGCCGCGCCGGACGCGCAGCCCCAGCUGCACGCAAGCCUCUCUCCAACGUCACCAAGCCCGCUCCUUUCUCCGCCGCCCCCCGACCCGCCUCCUCGACGCACAUCCGCAGUGUCAGCACCAACACUGGUACCAUGCGAGGUCGCGGCCCGGUGUCUCGCUGCAGCUCAACUUCCACCAAUGCCACACUUGUCACAAGUCAAGAGGAAGAGCAACCCCGCCGCACAGCUGAAGAUGUAGAGCGUGAAAUGGAGUUGUUGCUUCUGUCACGCUCCGACGACGAGGACGAUGAUGCGUGGAUGAAUAGCUUCAACACACAGCUACAUGGUGAAGAUCCACUCGAGGAAGAUCACGAAAAUUUCCAGCUUCAACUCCCUGAAGGCUUCUAGACCUUAAUAGACAGUUUGGAAACGGCAUAUCAGCGGAUCACCACUUUAUUCGUCGUUGUGCUGUUAAUGGGUUGCGGAGUACCGGUAUUGGAUACCUCUUGCUUUACACGCGCAUGAUUAUUUGGGUCUACAUUCUAUCACGGUGGUUUCCUAUGCAUAAUACAUAGCAUGAUUGUACUUGUAUUAAACACCAGACGUUUCACUGUCACUACUACACAUCAAGACAUAUAUCACCAAUGUAAAAUUGCCGUCAACGGAC
Alternaria rosae is the source of this 1757-nucleotide messenger RNA. RefSeq lists its product as uncharacterized. NCBI's taxonomy places the organism in Eukaryota, Fungi, Ascomycota, Dothideomycetes, Pleosporales, Pleosporaceae. The transcript is spliced from 2 exons. The record is from RefSeq and is a predicted model, not a curated record. The coding region runs from base 113 to 1498 and encodes 461 amino acids.